AUUUCCCCCUCCUCCACCUCAUCCCACCUUCAAUCACAUUCCCCAACUUGCUUUUGUAUAAAUCCCCUUCUCUUUCUCCACAAUUACAUAUAGACCUGCAAUUUGGAAUCACUAACUGUGUAAAGUAAUGGCAGACGCUAGUGGAGGAGGUCAGUACACGGAUUUUCCGGCAGUGGCUACUCAUGGAGGUCAGUUCAUUCGGUAUAACAUCUUCGAUAAUGAAUUCGAGAUCACUAACAAGUACCGUCCUCCCAUCAUGCCUAUUGGUCGUGGUGCUUACGGAAUCGUCUGCUCGAUGUUGAACUCUGAGACGAACGAGAUGGUUGCUGUGAAGAAGAUUGCAAAUGCUUUUGAUAAUUACAUGGAUGCUAAGCGGACGCUUCGUGAGAUUAAGCUUCUUCGACAUUUGGAUCAUGAAAAUGUAAUCGCUAUAAAAGAUAUAAUCCCCCCACCUCUACGCAGAGAGUUCUCCGAUGUCUACAUUACCACUGAGCUUAUGGACACCGAUCUUCACCAAAUUAUUCGUUCCAAUCAGAACUUAUCAGAAGAGCAUUGUCAGUACUUCUUGUAUCAGCUCUUACGAGGCUUGAAGUACAUUCAUUCUGCCAACGUCAUUCAUAGAGACCUCAAGCCUAGUAAUUUGCUACUGAAUGCAAAUUGUGAUUUAAAGAUUUGCGAUUUUGGGCUUGCCCGAACAAGUGCUGAGAACGACUUUAUGACAGAAUAUGUUGUCACCAGAUGGUAUAGGGCCCCUGAGCUGCUACUCAACUCUUCAGAUUAUACAGCUGCCAUAGAUGUGUGGUCUGUUGGUUGCAUCUUCAUGGAACUUAUGAACAAAAAGCCUUUGUUUGCUGGUAAAGAUCACGUGCAUCAGAUGCGCUUAUUAACAGAGCUUCUAGGUACACCAACUGAAUCUGAUCUUCGGUUUAUUCGGAAUGAAGAUGCAAAAAGGUAUCUUGCUCAGCUCCCUCAACAUCCUCGCCAGUCAUUAACAAAGACUUUCCCACACGUUCAUCCAUUAGCCAUUGAUCUAGUUGACAAAAUGUUAACAAUGGAUCCAACCAAAAGAAUCACAGUUGAAGAUGCAUUAGAUCACCCUUAUCUUGCUAGACUACACGACGUAGCUGAUGAGCCAAUCUGCAUGGAUCCUUUCUCAUUUGAAUUCGAGCAACAAGUUUUGGGCGAAGAACAGAUAAAAGACUUGAUUUAUCAGGAGGCAUUGGCACAUAAUCCGGGCUUUGCUUAAAAGCAAUUCCACGCCGACGGUAUCAAUUAUUACUAGAUAAAUGCAAAAUAAAUCUGGUGCUGAUGAUACCUCCAUAGUGAUCAGAAUCAUCCAACUGGACCUCAUUGAUGUAAACAAUUUACAGAUGAAUCGGGUGGGUGAUGGAUCAGUGUUGUAUUGUUUGUUUCUCCGGUUUGAAAUUGUUUAUUUAUUGCUUUUGGGUUCAUGGUUCUUGGUCUCCUUUGGAUACCAUGUCCAUGUGUGUUGUGUUGAUGAGUUUGUAAACUAGAUUUUAGAAUGGUUCAAUUGUACAAGUACCAGAGAUCUAUUUAUUGUUGCCUACAUUUUCUCAUGACAACUACCACUUGUCGCUCUCCUUUUAAUUCC
Cynara cardunculus var. scolymus (artichoke) is the source of this 1612-nucleotide messenger RNA. RefSeq names its product mitogen-activated protein kinase 3-like. Gene Ontology annotation, molecular function: MAP kinase activity; ATP binding. Lineage: Eukaryota; Viridiplantae; Streptophyta; Magnoliopsida; Asterales; Asteraceae. Gene Ontology annotation, biological process: intracellular signal transduction; protein phosphorylation. Gene Ontology annotation, cellular component: nucleus; cytoplasm. The transcript has 6 exons. The record is from RefSeq and is a predicted model, not a curated record. Bases 128 to 1246 code for a protein of 372 amino acids.